Molecule: messenger RNA, 5670 nt
Organism: Myxocyprinus asiaticus (Chinese sucker)
Lineage: Eukaryota; Metazoa; Chordata; Actinopteri; Cypriniformes; Catostomidae
Product: cell adhesion molecule-related/down-regulated by oncogenes-like
Exons: 19
Coding region: 526-3900 (1124 amino acids)
Biological process (GO): nervous system development; cell-cell adhesion; axon guidance
Cellular component (GO): plasma membrane; axon
Molecular function (GO): protein binding
Source: RefSeq, a predicted model, not a curated record
AGGCUAUAAUCGAGCUAUAGGGCUGGAACAUUCCUGUUCUGACGAUCUGCUGUGCUAUCUGAUCCUCUCUCUCUCCGAGUGUGUGUGUGUGUAGUAAAAGACAGUUGUAGAGAGAGAGAGAGAGAGAGAGAGUGAACGCGUGCAGGGAGAAGAGAAGAGAGAGCGAAACAGUUAGACGGGUACGGUUCACUUACUACGAACUUAUCCAGGAUCAGAAGUUUUGCGUUCAUACUCAGUGACUUCAAACCAACGGCGGCGAUCACACCUUCUUCUCCGCCAAGAACUGCCUCCAGUGCGGGACCGAGAGAGAGAGUGAAGCCGCGUAUCGUUACUCUUUUCUCUCUGUAGCGUGCACUUUGCGCCCGUGUCUAAUGGAGGGCCCCGUGCGGAUUUGCCGUCAAGAGAAUGCGCUUUCCUUCUAGUGUGUCCGGCCGGUCGCAGCUUUUGCCCUCCUGUAAGAGGUGUGAAGUGUGUGGAGGGGGUGUGUGUGAGCCCCUGGUUAGCACAUAGAGGUGAAACUGCGUCAUGGAGGACGGUGGCCUGAGAUUACUCUCUGCUGUGCUGUGUGUGUGCCAUACCCUGCUCCUCAACUGCCCAUCUGUUCUGUCUCUCUCUUUCCGUGUGGAGCCUCUCUCUGUGGUACAGAAGCAGGGUGGUACGGUCCACCUGCGCUGCGCGGCUCGUCCCGCCACCGCCAGACUCAGCUGGCUCUUCCAGGGUCGGCCCCUAGAACCUGCCCACCAACCUGGGGUAGAAGUCAGUCAAGGAUCCCUUUCGCUGUCCUCCCUUCAGUCAGAUCUCAUGGGCUCCUACCAGUGCGUGGCUCACUCUGAAAUGGGCUCUAUUGUCAGUCGCCAUGCACGGGUGCUUAUUGCAGGAAUUGAGGAGUUUUCAGAGACCCAUCGGCGGUCAUUAACAGUGACGAAAGGCGACACUGCUGUUAUAGAAUGCCCCCUUCCGCGGAGCAAUCCACCGGCUCUGCCACGCUACCGAAUACGGGGAAAAUGGCUGGAAGAAUCCACAGACGAGUAUUUAAUCCUGCCCUCCGGGAACCUUCAAAUCAUCUCAGUGUCUUCAGAGCAUCAGGGCAUGUACAAGUGUGGUGCAUAUAAUCCUCUUACUCAAGAGACUGAAGUAGAGGCCCAUGGCACUAAACUCAUAGUUAAAGAUUCAGACAGCCCUUCUCCUGUUAGGAUAGUCUAUCCCGUUACCCCUCAAAAUCUGUCGGUGGAACAGUCCAGGUCCUUGACCCUUGAGUGUGUUGUAUCAGGAAGAGCAUCUUCAAAGAUCAGAUGGACUAAAAAUGGGGCGGAGCUUUCACUGAGCUCCAAACAGAUAUUGUUGCAUAGCAACCUGGUGUUGAGUGACGUUCAGCAGAGGGAUGGAGGCCAUUAUUGCUGCUCUGUUCUGAAUGAUGUUGGAGCUGUGAUCAGUGUCAACUACACUGUGAAUGUACAUGAGCAUGUGAGCAUCCUGCAAGGCCUGUUAGACCAGGCUGUGAUCAUAGGCUCUUCUGUGCGAUUUACCUGUGCUGCCAGCGGUAACCCCACACCCAAUAUUACAUGGCUGCUCAACUCUGCCUCUCUCACUUCCUCAUCCCACCUCCAAAUCUCUGGCUCCUCCCUUCACAUCUCCUCAGUGCUGGCUCAAGAUCAGGGAAUCUACCAGUGUCUCCUGGACAACGGGAUUAGCUCUGCCCAAUCGGCAGGCAGACUUAGCAUCCAGUUAGAACCCCAGUCAAGUUCCAUGUCUGGAGUUCCCAUGGAGACACUACCAUCCGUCCACCCUAUCCAGAGUGAUGAGGGUGAUGAACUCCUUUUGCUGGGGGAGGAGGAGCUUGGGGACACCAUAGGACCACCCACUGAGAGAAGCAGUGACAAACCCACACCUGAGGCCCCAAUCAUAAUAAGCCCACCUCAAACGCACAAACCCAACAUGUAUGAUCUCGAGUGGCGAGCAGGUCGAGACUGGGGCAUCCCUAUUAAUGCAUACUUCGUAAAAUACAGGAAGGUGGAUGACAUGGGGAAUGUGGUGGGGAACUGGCACACUGUGCGAGUCCCUGGCAGUGAGAAAUCUCUGCCCCUGUCUGAGCUGGAGCCGUCCAGCCUGUACGAAGUUCUGAUGGUGGCCCGCAGUGCUGCAGGAGAGGGCCAGCCCGCCAUGCUCACUUUCCGCACUGGCAAGGAGAGGGCCUCCCCCAAUAAGAACCCCUCCAAGGCCCCAUUUGUGUCUAUUCCAGAAAAAGCACUGGAGGACAAAACCACUAAUACAUAUUAUGGAGUGGUUAUACAUGACAGAGUUCCUGAGGCCCCAGACCGCCCAACUAUUUCUAUGGCAACAGAAAGUUCAGUCUAUGUCACAUGGAUCCCUCGAGCCAAUGGCGGCUCCCCGAUCACAGCCUUUCGUGUGGAGUAUAGGAAGCAGGGACGGAGUGGUGACUGGAUCAUUGCAGCCGAUAACAUCUCACCCCUUAAACUGUCGGUGGAAGUGCGCAACCUGGAAUCAGGUUCCACAUACCGUUUCCGAGUCAUUGCCAUGAAUAACUACGGUGAAAGUCCCACCAGUGCCACCUCCAGGCCGUACCAGGUCUCUCUGUCAAAUCCACCUGUCUCGAACCGCCCAGUUGCUGGCCCGCACAUCUCUUCCACCGACGCUGUCAGCGAUACUCAGAUCAUGCUCCGCUGGACUUACACUCCUUCCAGUAACAACAACACUCCCAUCCAGGGAUUCUACAUUUACUACCGGCCGACAGACAGCGACAAUGACAGCGAUUACAAGAGAGAUAUGGUGGAAGGCUUCAAAUUCUGGCAUAUGAUUGGUCAGCUCCAGCCAGAGACAUCAUACGACAUCAAGAUGCAGUGUUUUAACGACGGCGGUGAGAGCGAGUAUAGUAACGUCAUGAUCUGUGAGACCAAAGCCCGUCAGCCUCCAGGUGUGCCCAGUCAACGCCCCAUCACCCCUCCAGGCAUGUACCCUGUUGAUACUCCCAGCCAGCCUGGCGGUCUGCUCUACCUGAUCGUGGGCUGUGUUCUGGGUGUCAUGGUUCUCAUUUUGCUGGUCUUCAUCGUCAUGUGUUUGUGGAGGAACCGUCAGCAGAACAGUCUACAUAAAUACGACUCUCCUAGUUACCUAUACCAGUCUGCGGAGAUGAAUGGCCAUGUUCUGGAAUAUUCCACUCUGCCUGGCUCCAGCCAUGUGAAUGGAAGCAUACACACAGGCUGUGGGCACACCGCUCCCAUGAUGCCCCAGGGCUGCCAUCACCUCCACCACAAGCUACCCAACGGACUGGCUCUGCUGAAUGGAUCAGGAACCCUCUACCCUGCUGGGCAUCCCCACACACAUGACACCUCCCUUCCCCACAACAUCAUGGAGUACGAUCACUCACACCCUCACCACCUUCAUAAUGGUGGUAUAUACACGGCUUUGCCCCAGAACGACUCGUCUGACUGCAUGAGCUGUCAAAAUUUCUGCAACAACAACAGGUGUUACACAAAAACCAAUGGCACUUUCUCGGGUGGCACUCUCCCUCUAAUGCACCGUGUGGCUGCGCGCCAACCCGACGGACUCGAAAUGAUGCCGCUCAACUGUGUUCUGUCUCGCUGCCAUGGACAUGACAGCUCACAGCUUAACGGCACCCUGGAGAGAGAUUCAGCCAAGGAGGCAGAGGAGGGCAAGGCUCCGCCCCUUUCCCAGAAUUCCUCUUGUCUGCCUGUGGAAACGAAUUCCUGCUUUGAACAGCAGAGAGGAGGACAGCCCAUGCAGCUUGAAGAUUCGGAGGGUCCUGUGGUGUGUUGGGAAAGGCUGGGAUUGCCGAAUUUUGACUGUACGGAAAAACCAGUCUGGAUCUCUACUGGAAGCCUGACUGGAGAUCUCAUCCAGCCCACAGCGCAGGAGGUCUGAACACACUUUUAAUGAAAAACAGACACGGCAAACGUGCAUGCAUUCACAAAACACACAGAAGAGAAUGUGAGAAAUGGGAACAUGGAUAAAUUCAAAUCAGGAAACGGACAGUGAUGGAAUGGUCAGAGACAAUGUGAUGUGAAGUGGACACUAAACUGAUCGAGUACAGAGCUGGAACAGACCGAUAAGGGAAAGAAGGAUGGAAAUAAACAAUGUAAAGGAAAGAAUGAAGAGACUUUUUAAGGAAGGAUGGUGGAAGAUUCCAAGGCUGAAACUGUCCCAUUUAUGGGAGGACUUUUAAAAGCAAAAACUUAGAUGACUUAUUUAUUUUUUGUAGUAGUAAAAUAUUAUUUCAUAUGAAUGUAUCUGUUGUAAGAAAAAAGUUUGUCUUUUAUAUUAUUUUUUUAUUUAUGCUUUUGUUUCGGAUGAGAUACUUUUUUAUUUUUUGUUGUUUAUUUGACUUUAUAUAUGUAUUUUUUUUGUUUAUGUUCCACACUGUGUGGAGUUUAGCCAUUGUAUGUGUAAAGUUUUGUAAUAAUAUAAAGAGAAGAUUAAGUAUUACGCCUAUCUUUUUCUUCCUCUGAAGUCCUCUUAUGCUGUGCGUUAAUAUGUGAAACACAAGUUGCCCUUCACAGCUGAUCUGAAGUCAAUAUUAGUCACACUUAACGUGUUUCCACUGAAAUGGUACUGGUACCAGGGCUCUCUUAGGCCACAUUCACACAAAUCUGUUUUUGUUUGAAGUCCACAUUUUACGUUUUCCAAUUUCAUUGUUUUCCAAAGUACGUGGUAAUGUAGAGCGUUUCCGAUACACGGCGUUCUAUUGUGGAUAAGAGGCGAAAACAUAGCAAAAUGAAUGCGUUUUUAAACAAAAACUUAUUCGUGUGGACGUAGCCUAAGAAUGGCCCACGUUUCCUCUGACUUAAGAGACAAAUGAAGAUGUAACGACGUAACCAGCUCACAAGCAAAGGUGGUUCAUCACAAUCUUUGGCCACGUCCACACUUAUAUGUUUUCGUUUGAAAAUGCAUUAAUUUCACUACGUUUUUGCCUGCCGUCCACACUGAGAUGUAAUUUUUGUCCAGCGAAAUUGAGCUUUUCGAAAGCGCGCUCCCAAGUGGAUACAUUUUGUGGACAGGAAAAACUGAGAUAUUCGAAAAUGAUGACAUAUUUGUUGUCAUGUGACACAGUCAUGUGAUCCAUUCAAUCCAAACAAUCAAGAUGGCGGACCAUGUUGUAGCGCCGUUGUUGUGCCCAAUGUUUACUUUGAUAGCGUUUUUAAAGAUAAAUGUUACUUUGUACAACCCACACAUUGCAUUUCUUCAAAGGCGAUGGGAAGUUUACUCAGAAUUGCUGUCCGGUGAUGAAACAUGAGGACAAUUGCAUUUCAGACCAUACGUGGAAAUUACGCUGGGCUAUUUUUUUCCGCAUGCGCAGUAAGGGAAUUGAAACGCUUUUGUACGUUUUGUGUGGACAAGCAACUUUUGGAAAACGUUUGAAAACAGCCGUGUGGACUGAGGCCACGUCCACACAAAUAAAAGUUUGUUGGAAAACGCAUCUUUUUCUCUACGUUUUGGCCUUCUGUCCACACUAAAACGGUGUUUUGACAGUGAAAACUGACCUUUUCGAAAAUGCUCUUCGAAGAGGAUACAUUUGAAAAUGUCGUCUUCACGUUGUUGUGUGGACGGGGAAAACUGAGAUAUUCAAAAACGAUGACAUGUUUCUUGUCAUGUGAUCCAUUCAAGCCAAACCAAUAAAGAUGGCAGCCCAUGUUG